CUCCAUGUGAUUAGUCUGCACUGGGAAGUAUUUGACAUUGAGAGUUUGAACCUUCAGCAUCUUAUUUAAAUUCAGUAUGAUUCAGAUUUCCUAAAUGAUCACUUGUUUUACUGGUAGUGUUGUGUUUGCUUUGCUGUUCUGAUAAAAGAGCACAAUGGUGACGGCAGCUCAGCCAGCCUCUGUAGCACUGCUGUCACUUUUUGCUUUUGGUUUUGCAGACGCCAUUCGAACUUUGAGAGAUGGACCAAUGAUCGAUGCUCAAGGAAGGGAAUAUAAAACUGCUGCAUUAGGGUUUGACACAGAAAGUCAAAUCAGUGAACCACUAUUCAAUGAGGGAUCCACUAUCAGUGUACAAUGCACAGAAGUGUCCAUAAUCAUUGCGGUAAAGGCUGACUUCUUUAAAAAUGGACGCCUUUUGUCUCCAUGGGAUUUUCUUUUGGGAGAAGUCAAGCAUUCACAGAGCAGUCAGUGUCGACCUGUUGCUGCUGGUGACUUUGAAUAUGUAUUUGAAGCUGGACUACAAGACUGUGGCUCCAAAGUGACUACAUCUAAGGACUCUGUGAUCUACUCAAACAAGCUGAUAAUCUUACUAGCUGCCGGGCAACAUGGCAUUAAAAUAACGACCCAUGCUGUUGUUCCCGUUUCCUGUCACUAUAAGAGGACAAAGUUUGAUGGCAGUCACUCGCAGCAGCAGCCCCUCUCUCUUCCUGCUGUGUAUUCAACAGGUGCUUUCUCUCUAAAGCUGAUGACCGAUGGAUAAAUGUCGAUGGCAGUGAUGAUGUGUGUCGAUGUUGCGACGAUACAUGCUCGAGCAACUCUCCCACCGGUCAAACAAACCUCGGAAGUCUGAUCCCUGAAGAUUUGGUGGCACGUGAAACUGUUACUCUGGGCCCUUUGAUGGUUUUGCCAUACAAAUAGGCGAAGCAUAACAAUCCAGACAAUAAAGGAUUAAAUAUUUGUCUAUCAAUCUCACCCUCCCUGACCAAACUUCAGCGUAAUACUUAUAGCUUAAUACUAGCAAAACUAUUAUUUUAAUGAUUGUUUAGUAAGGAAUGUUUAUACAACAUAAACAUUAAAGAAACAAUGAUGUUUAGUCUUUACUGUUAAUACCUAACAUGGCUCUAAACAAAGCCACACAACUGGUCUGAUGAAACAUCCCCGUAAAUAAAAACAGAUUACACUGUAUGAACAUUAAAUGUUGCUGUCAGGAUAGACACGUAUCAGUGUUUGAAAGAGGAAAAUAAAAUGUGAAUUUCUCUUACCUUCAAAAAGCUGAAUGAAAAUAAGAAUGCAUGCCAAGCUCGUCUUCAUGGCCUUUUCAGUUAUGAACUCACUAAUAAAUACUAAAGCUGGCUCACAUUGUACUCUUUCCUUCAGUCUUUGUGAGGUUUUGUGGACAGCCUCACUUUAUUUAUUGUUCUUCACCUCUGAGCAGGAAGGGGAAAUCAAAGCAAGAACAGCCGUUGAAACGCUGCAGUUGGUUUUGCACACACUGA
Molecule: messenger RNA, 1496 nt
Organism: Trematomus bernacchii (emerald rockcod)
Lineage: Eukaryota; Metazoa; Chordata; Actinopteri; Perciformes; Nototheniidae
Product: zona pellucida sperm-binding protein 3-like
Exons: 5
Coding region: 155-760 (201 amino acids)
Biological process (GO): egg coat formation; binding of sperm to zona pellucida; positive regulation of acrosome reaction
Cellular component (GO): extracellular matrix
Molecular function (GO): acrosin binding
Source: RefSeq, a predicted model, not a curated record